Messenger RNA from Anneissia japonica, 2196 nucleotides. RefSeq lists its product as uncharacterized. The transcript has 3 exons. NCBI's taxonomy places the organism in Eukaryota, Metazoa, Echinodermata, Crinoidea, Comatulida, Comatulidae. Bases 128 to 1558 code for a protein of 476 amino acids. The record is from RefSeq and is a predicted model, not a curated record. Gene Ontology annotation, molecular function: protein binding.
GAACAACAAAAGGUUCAUUCAGUACACAGACAGCAUUAAAGCAACAGCACAAAAGGAUAGGAAACUGCAAACUGCUCUCAUCAACAUCCCAUAGGAUAAAGAUUCAGGAAAACUGUCUUAGAUCAACAUGUAUCUUGCAAUCGCUAUACAACUCGGCAUUAUCUGCAUCAUCCAAGCAGCUACUCAAGGCGAUACCACAUCCUGUGGUGGCUGUUGUACUGCUCCUGCAGGGAUUCCUGGAAUUCCAGGCAGCCAUGGUGCUCCUGGCCCAAUAGGCAUGAAAGGAGAUAUUGGAGUAAAAGGAGAGAAAGGAAACCAGGGAUUAGAUGGAAAAGAUGGACUUCCUGGUAAAAUAGGACCAACUGGUCUACCAGGUGCUAUUGGUGAGAAAGGCGAAAGAGGAGAGAAAGGUCAACAAGCCUCCACAAACAGCCAGCCCAAAUCUGCCUUCUCAGUUGCAUUUAAGACAGAUCCAGGCCGUCUACCAGUUAGCCCAAUAAAAUACCCAUUAAUAAUUACCAACUUUGGAAAUCACUACAAUAAAGAAACAGGCAAGUUUGUCUGUCAACAUCCAGGCAUCUACAUCUUCCAAUUUGCAUCACUGUCAUCUAACAACAACAACAUUGUAACAAGCAUCAUGAAGAACGGGCAACGCAUUCUCUCCUCAUUUGAGAGUGGUUCAGACUACAAAUCAGUUAGCAACAUGGUAGUUCUUGAUUUAGUAGCAAAUGAUGAAGUGUGGACUGAGCCUCUGUCAACCAACUAUAACUAUUAUCAUAGUAAUGUCAACACCUACUGUUCUUUUUCAGGCUUCCUGCUUUAUGCAACUUCAAUCAAAAUGUAUCUUGCAAUUGCCAUACAACUCAGCAUUAUCUGUAUCAUCCAAGCAACUGCUCAACAUGAUACUCAAGCCUGUAGUGGUUGUUGUACUGCUGCUGCUGCAGGGAUUCCUGGAAUUCCAGGCAGCCAUGGUGCCCCUGGUGCUCCUGGUCCAAUAGGCUUAAAAGGAGAUAUUGGAGGAAAAGGAGAGAAAGGAAACCAAGGAUUAGAUGGAAGAGAUGGACUUCCUGGUAAAAUAGGACCAAUUGGUCUACCAGGUGCCAUUGGUGAGAAAGGCGAAAGAGGAGAGAAAGGUGAACAAGCCUCCACAAACAGCCAGCCAAAAUCUGCCUUCUCAGUUGCAUUCGAGACAGAUCCUGGCCGUCAUCCAAUUGGUCCAAUGAAAUACUCAUCAAUAUUUACAAAUGUGGGGAAUAACUACAAUAAAGACACAGGCAAGUUUGUCUGUCAACAUUCAGGCACCUAUGUCUUCCAGUUUACGUCAGGGUCAUCUGACAACGGAAACAUUGUAACAAGUAUCAUGAAAAAUGGACAACGUGUUGUCUCGGCGUUCGAGAGUGGAUCAGGCUACAAAUCACUUGGCAACAUGGUUCUUCUUGAUUUAGUAGCAAAUGAUGAAGUUUGGACUGAGCCUCUGUCAGCCAGCUAUAACUAUUACUAUAGUAAUACCAACAUUUACUGUACUUUUUCAGGCUUUCUGCUUUAUGCAACUACAUAAGGGAUUUUAAACAAUCUUUUAAGUACAAAUUUCAAAAGCCAAUUGUAACAGUUGUUAUGAGAAUGUGGACACAAAUAUGAAAACUGUUUCUAUUCUCUCUUAGAUUAUUAAAUGUUGUAAGUAUUACCAGUAAUUAAAAAAAAAAAGAAAGUAGAAAUGCUGCUUAUAUGUUACAAGCACAGAAUUAUUCAUUUCUUUUAGGAUUAAUAAUGUAAGACUUCAUAUUCCGCUUUUCGCUUCUUGUUUGUCACUGCUUUGAAUAUCAGUAAAGUAUACCUGAAUAUUAAGUGCUAUACAAUUACAUAUAAGGAAUGUCAAUAUAAGGUAAUAAUUACAACCAGAUCUGUAUUGCCUCCUGUUUUAUGCAUCAUUUUAAGUGUUUUGCAAAUUAUUACUAUUAAGCACCAAUUCUAAAUCUGAAAAUUGUAAAAAUGGACAAAAACAUGAAAAUUCUUUUUUUUUAUGAUUAGUAAAUAAUACAGUAUUAGUAAAACAGCUAAAAUAUUGGCUAGAUAUUAACACUGGAAUACAUAUAUAAGGCGUGUAUAAUGGUAUGGCUGACUCACCAGGUGUGUGCAGGUACGGCUGGCUCACCUGGUGUGUGCAGGCAUAGCUGACUCAUCAGGUACGUAUAAUGC